AUGUCCAGAAACGAGAUCCGCAAGCUGGAAGGUCACACCGGAUCUCUCAAUUCCGUUGCGUUUUCACCUGACGGCAAGACCAUCGCGUCUGGUUCUGGUGAUCAAACUGUGAGACUGUGGGAUGUCCAGUCCGGAAAUGAGAUCCGAAAGUUGGAAGGACAUGGUUAUUCGGUCUUUUCUGUCGCGUUUUCUCCAGAUGGAAAGACUGUUGUGUCUGGAUCUGCUGACCGAACUGUACGAUUGUGGGAUGUCCAGUCGGGAAAUGAAAUCCGAAAGUUGGAAGGACAUUCGGACUGGGUAAAAUCAGUCGCAUUUUCUCCGGAUGGAAAGACCCUUGCGUCUGGUUCUAAUGAUCAAACUGUCAGACUGUGGGAUGUCCAGUCAGGAAUUGAGAUACGCAAAUUGGAAGGCCACUCUGGAGGUGUCAUUUCGGUUGAAUUCUCGUCUGAUGGCAAAAUUAUUGAAUCUUGUGAUUGGAACGACGUUACUCUGUCUUGGAAGACGGAAACAGGUGUCCCUAUGGAACGUGGAAUUGAAAAUACCAACAACUCUAUGUCUCCAUCCGCUGACAGGUCGCUUGGGUUGGACGAACAAGGAUGGGUCAUUCAAGGACAGAGCGAAUCAACGAAACCGCUCUUUUGGUUGCCCCAAGAACUUCGCGGCACACUGGUCAAUACCACCAGUAGCUUGGCGUUGGGAACGGCUGGAGGUCGUGUCGUUAUCAUUGAUAUUUCCAGGGUUUAG
Molecule: messenger RNA, 744 nt
Organism: Synchytrium microbalum
Lineage: Eukaryota; Fungi; Chytridiomycota; Chytridiomycetes; Synchytriales; Synchytriaceae
Exons: 7
Coding region: 1-744 (247 amino acids)
Biological process (GO): negative regulation of transcription by RNA polymerase II
Cellular component (GO): transcription repressor complex; nucleus
Molecular function (GO): protein binding
Source: RefSeq, a predicted model, not a curated record